GGAACGUUGGUUCCGCUUUCGUGUUUCCAGCCGGACAUACUAGAGAGAACGAACUAGAGUGCAAUGUAGUUUCACGGUUUUUAUGCCGCGUAUUAUUAUUAAUAAUAAAACUAUUAUUAAGUGAAGGGAGAAGCGGUCGGGACCUUAGUAUGGAUCCGGCCCACAGAGCCCUGCUCCAGAAACACAGAGUGGCUCUUGCCACUGAGCUCCUGGUAUCUGACCACAUAGUUCCUUACCUGUACCAGGAGCAGAUCCUUACGGAUUCUCAGGUGGAGGACAUUGAGUCCCAGUCCACGAAUAAACGGAAGGUCUUCAGACUCCUGGACCUGCUCCCGAACCGCGGCCCCCUGGCCUUCAGCUGCUUCCUGCGGUCUCUGGACGACUUCAGCUGGGUCAGAGAACGUCUGCUCCAGGAACUAGAGACCGAACCUGGACCACCUGGACCUGCAUUGACGGGUGUCCCCAGCCUUCCUGAUGUCAUCCUCCAAAAGGUUCCUUCUGAUCGAGAGUUGUCCCGAGUGGCGGCUCGGCUCGGCUCUUCGUGGGAGUUGGUUCUGUUAGACUUGGGUUUGUCCUCUGAAGACCUGUUCCGCUGUCAAUCUGAUUAUGUCCACAACUCUCAGGGAGCGGCGUUGGACGGCCUGAUCCAGUGGAGACGACGUGGAGGAAAGAAAGCCACAUUUAAGCGGCUGCUGGAGUCCUUGCAGGCAGCCGAUGUGCACCCAUCUGUCCUGCAGGAUGCACUGACGUGACGAAGGCACAGGGGCCUUUAUUUAGAAAAAAAUAAAACUGACUUUAUUGUCAUCUUGUUUAUACAAUGAAAUGAUAAAUAUUUAUUUUACAUCAGAACUUUUUAUAUUUGUACUUAUUAGUAUUUUUUAUUUUUUUUGCAUUCUUUGGUCACAUUUACUAGUUGUUAUUUUACUUUACCUUUUAGCUAACAGUGAGCCAAAAGUGAGCUAAGCAAUCAUUCUCGCCUUACUUACAUUUAGCUUUGUCUAACAAACAUUUUCUUUACGUUUUCUAUUCUUAUGCCAUGGUUUUAGCUACCGUAAAUGUUUUAUUAUACAUUACAUAUAUUUUACUUUUAGUUCUCACAAAGAUAACGCAAAAAGAUCUGCUUUUUCAUUGAAAAUUUUAGUGCAUGUGCUAUUUAGGUAUUCAUUAGCUAAGUUAGCUUAAUGUAGCUAAGUGGGUUUUUUAUUAAUGUAUUUCUGAGGCUAACUUUCUGACACUACUUACCGCUUUAUUUUUAUUUUUUUAUGUUACUCUUCUGUGUUUACGAUAACAACAAAGGAAACAUUUUACUUUAACAACUGAAACAGUAAAUCACUGAAGGCAUGUUUAAACAGUUGACUGUGGUGUAGUGACUGAGGGAAGCAGGUCAAAGAUUCAACUCUGCUACCACAUCACUGUGUCCUUCAUAAACACAGAGUCACGUCACCACAAUGUGCUUCUUUGUGUGUUACUCGGUGUGUGUGUGUGUGUUUGCGUUUCUC
Molecule: messenger RNA, 1499 nt
Organism: Cynoglossus semilaevis (tongue sole)
Lineage: Eukaryota; Metazoa; Chordata; Actinopteri; Pleuronectiformes; Cynoglossidae
Product: death domain-containing protein CRADD-like
Exons: 2
Coding region: 150-752 (200 amino acids)
Biological process (GO): signal transduction; regulation of apoptotic process
Molecular function (GO): death domain binding; protease binding
Source: RefSeq, a predicted model, not a curated record